Messenger RNA from Protopolystoma xenopodis, 798 nucleotides. NCBI's taxonomy places the organism in Eukaryota, Metazoa, Platyhelminthes, Monogenea, Polystomatidea, Polystomatidae. The record is from the annotation of a GenBank genome assembly.
AUGUCAAGCGGGGCCGAGGAGAUUGCGUCUGACGACGGAGAGGCCGUCGUCAAUGGGGACUCGGACUCGAGCCAGACCAGCUUGGACUCAUUGCUGGGCCUCUAUCAGGCCUACGGCGACGGAAUGGAGUCGGCUGAGAUUCUGGAGUGCCGAAGCCGACAAAACAGUGUGACGAGACCGACUGGAGGCGAGUGGAUGUUGCGAAGACGAUUCAACAUCAUCUCGCCAGUUGCUGGGCGAACGAACUCGGGCGAGACGGAGGAUAGUGAAGGAGAUUCGGAGGAGGAGAAAGAGAAGAAGAAGGAAGAAGAGCAAGAGACGGAAGAGGAAGGGAAGAGCCUAGUUCCGAUGUCUCAGAGCGAGACGACCGUCGAGUCGACCAACAUAGGCCGGUACCGCCGCGACAAGGUCGACCGGUACCAGGAGUUGGCAGACGUCUGGCGUCUGCGUUACCGAAAGGCCUGCGAAACACGCGAAGAGCGAAUCCGGCGGCCCGUCGUGGACCGACUCGAGGAGGCGUGUCGAACUGGCGUCUUCAGUCUCGCCUAUUCGCAGAUCGGACCACGCCCAUUCAGGCCACUGGCAGACGUCCUCACGGUGAGUCAAACCGCGAAAUGGUGCUCUUGCAGACACUGGUCCCCCACGCCCAAGUCUGUGCACAAACACACACAAACGCAAGCACAAAAGACGCAAAUCAUGGGGUUAGUUGGGGCGGGGUUAAGGGGCGGUACCGGAGUGAGGAGUGAUGUGGACAAAGCUUUCAUUUCGUGGGAAACGGCGGGUAAAAGGUUUUCGUAA